AUGUCCAAGAUACCAAAUACACUCAAAGCUGAAUCUGAACGUAUAAUUGAAGAUGCACUGAAUUGCGUGAUGGUGGGGUGGACCCUUAACUCAAAAUUCGUUAGAUCAACAAUUGGCACUACAGAAACGGAUAUUAUCUCGGAUGCUAGAGCUAGGAAUGACGCCUGGAACUCCGUUGAUGCUAAGUGUCGUUGGAGCUGUACUUACCUUCUGGAUCCCUCUGAUCCUUUAUUUGUUGAGAUUGGGGAGGUUUUCAUUAGGCGACAAGUUAAAGAAUAUGGGGAUGUGACAGACAUUUACAACUGUGAUACAUUCAACGAAAAUUCCCCACCUACAAAUGAUCCAACAUAUAUAUCGUUGCUUGGAGCUUCUGUCUACAAAGCAAUGUCCAAAGGUGACAAGGAUGCAGUGUGGUUAAUGCAGGGUUGGCUCUUCUCUUCAGACUCUGCAUAUUGGAAACCACCCCAAAUGGAGGCACUUUUACAUUCUGUUCCAUUUGGGAAAAUGAUAGUUCUUGAUUUAUAUGCUGAUGUCAAACCAAUAUGGAAAAAUUCAUCUCACUUUUAUGGUACUCCUUAUGUCUGGUGUAUGUUGCAUGACUUUGGUGGAAAUAUUGAAAUGUAUGGCAUCUUCGAUGCGAUCUCCUCUGGUCCAGUUGAUGCCCGUGUCAGUAAAAAUUCAACCAUGGUUGGUGUUGGGAUGUGCAUGGAAGGGAUAGAGCAAAAUCCAGUUGUUUACGAGUUGAUGUCUGAAAUGGCCUUUCGGAGUGAAAAAGUUCAACUUCUGGAGUGGUUGAAGUCCUAUUCCCACGGACGCUAUGGCAAAGCAAUUCAUCAAGUUGAGGCAGCUUGGGAAAUUCUUUAUCACACAAUUUACAAUUGUAUGGAUGUAAUAGAAGACCAUAACACUGAUUUCAUAGUCAAAUUACCGGAUUGGGAUCCAUCAAAUACCAGCUCUCCUUUGCCUCAGGCACAUUUAUGGUAUUCUACUCAGAAGGUGAUCAAAGCCUUAAGACUUCUAAUUGAUGCUGGAAAUAAUUUUGCUGGAAGUGUUACAUAUAGGUAUGACUUGGUGGACUUAACACGGCAAGUACUGUCAAAGCUAGCAAACCAAGUAUAUUUGGAUGCUGUGACUGCUUUUCAACAGAAGGAUUCAAAAGCUUUAAAUCUUCAUAGCAAAAAAUUUAUUCAGCUCAUAAAGGAUAUUGAUAUACUUCUUGCUUAUGAUGACAAUUUUUUACUUGGAACGUGGCUCAAAAGUGCAAACAAGUUGGCAAAGAAUCCUCAUGAGUUGAAGCUGUAUGAGUGGAAUGCAAGAACGCAAGUCACAAUGUGGUUUGAUAACACAGGAAUCAUACAGAGCAAACUUCAUGAUUAUGCAAACAAAUUCUGGAGUGGAUUACUUGAAGGCUACUAUCUACCUCGAGCUUCAGCCUAUUUUGAUUAUUUGUUAAGAAGCUUGAGAGAAAAAGAAAACUUCAAGAUGGAGGAAUGGAGAAAAGAAUGGAUUUCGUUUUCAAACAAAUGGCAAGUAAGCCAAGAGCUUUAUCCGGUGUCGGCUGAAGGAGAUGCACUACCUAUUUCUAAAGCCUUGUAUGAGAAAUAUUUUGGUAAGAAGAAUUGGAAAAAGAAUAAGUAUCAUUUUGAAACAAGCAACAAGCGGGUACUGCGCUUCACCCAGUGAAGGCCAAUGGAUUGCACCAUUUCUAAAGCCUUGUAUGAAAACAUUUUAUGUUACACACUUGGGGGAUUCUCUAUAAGGUCAAAUAUGAAGAAAGGAUGAUGCAAAUUGUUAAAUAAUCAGAUAUGUUCUUGAUAAUCUUUAUUGAGUAAUAAUCUUGCUCUAAGCCCUUCAAAACUCCGGGGCUAGUAAUUAAUUCUCAUUGUCAUCUAUUUUUGUAACUUGAUACAACAAUACGAGCAAAUUUCUGAGAUUAUUGCAUAAGAUGUGUUUGUAGAGGUUUUAUAAAGGGUGUAGCCUACAAAGGGGUUUAGUAAGUCGUUGACUAUGGUAAUUGUUCUUUAUAUAUAUGGCAUUGUUCAAUUUGAGAGAUUCUCGUUUUAGAAUUCCACUUUGGAACCAAAUUGCAUGAUUAUAUUAUUUGUUGCCUUUUUGAUUUGGUUUA
Quercus lobata is the source of this 2125-nucleotide messenger RNA. Its product is annotated as alpha-N-acetylglucosaminidase-like. The coding region runs from base 1 to 1683 and encodes 560 amino acids. The transcript has 14 exons. The record is from RefSeq and is a predicted model, not a curated record. Lineage: Eukaryota; Viridiplantae; Streptophyta; Magnoliopsida; Fagales; Fagaceae.